Molecule: messenger RNA, 2928 nt
Organism: Fomitiporia mediterranea MF3/22
Lineage: Eukaryota; Fungi; Basidiomycota; Agaricomycetes; Hymenochaetales; Hymenochaetaceae
Exons: 6
Coding region: 41-2695 (884 amino acids)
Biological process (GO): regulation of DNA-templated transcription; DNA-templated transcription
Molecular function (GO): DNA-binding transcription factor activity, RNA polymerase II-specific; zinc ion binding; DNA binding
Source: RefSeq, a predicted model, not a curated record
UGUCUUCUACCGCCACUCUGCCCUCCAAGUGAGCAGGGUCAUGCCCACAACAGAAAACGUCCCAGCCCACAUUCAGCCCCGCCUGCCUCCGAAUCCUCGUCCCACCCAGCGCCUUAAACUCGAACACAACGACGCAAAUAUAGCUUCCGGAGACGAUACCACGCGCUCUCCCACCGCUGAGCGAGAUGCUUCUCAACAAAAGCCGCCAGCGAAGAGAGCUCGGAAGGCCAUAAACUGUGAGCCAUGCCGUGCGAGCAAGCUCAAAUGUGACAGGGGGAGACCGUGCUCCUCAUGCGUCCUCAGAGGUACCGUAAUGUCCUGUUACCAGGGUGCCGCAAACGAGCCAGCGGAGGACAAUCGCGGAAACAGAAUAGACCCCCAUCACGAAAUUGCACACAUUAGGCAGUCGCUUGCUACUCUUGAAGCAUAUAUCGUCCGCUCUGGUUCAACCCCGUCCCAUCCCGUUGUAUCUUCCACUUCGUUCAGGCAGGCUGCAUCUACUGAACCUCCGGAAAAGUCGCUUAUAGAUGGCGAUGAAACAUCUAACAAGUCCGUACCUGGCAUGUUGGCACAAAAGGGCCAGGGCGGUCUUUAUGCAGGUCCCACUUCAAUGGUGACGCAUUUAUUGAGUUUUAAAUCUCCAGAACAACGGGAGGGCAAGGACGUUGACACAAGUGGUGACGAUUCCGCUCGGUCUGGCGAUGAGGGACCACCGCCACUCCUACACGAUCAGUCCCGUUCAUAUGAUAAUGACCUUCUGGAAUUACUGCCCCAAUUGCACAUCAUUGAUGGUCUCGUUGACUUUUAUUUUGAAUACUGUAAUUGGAUAUAUCGGCAUGUGCACCCUCAAGCAUUCAUGAAUGCGUGGGGAAAAUUCAAGACUGGCCAAUCUUCGGAUCGUUUGGUUCUAGCUACACUAUGUGUCAUUAUGGCUCUUGCUAUCCGCUACAUUCCGGCACGCCACGCGCUGCUGGCCUCGCUACCGCCUCAGCAUGAUGAAUUAUGCGGGCGGUAUUAUGAGCUUUCUCGAGAAGCUCUAAAUCGCUACCGUUCAGAGUCGCGCUCACUAUCCCUUGAGCUGGUGGAGCUGCUCCUCGUUCGUACACAUUACCUUACACUGUCCAAGGACGAAGCGGAAGAAAUUUGGUCAAUACGCGGCGAGUUAGUCAGCAUUGGCACUGCAAUGGGCCUGCAUCGUGAUCCCGACAAAUGGAAAUUUCCCCGGGAUUUGGCAGAGAGGCGCCGUUGGGCUUGGUGGCAUAUCGUCCAUCUCGACCGAUGGCAAAGUUUUCUUUUUGGUCGUCCACUGUCAAUAGCGUCCCAUCACUUCGAUACGCGUAUGCCUUCGCACAUCGACACCGAAAUUGAUCCCAACGGGCGUCUGUUCCUACCAAAUUUGCAUUUCUUCCGUUUAGCAUUCAUACUAGGAGGUAUUGUGGACGACGCGGUGUCAGUACGGCCCGUCCCUUACGAGCGUGUUCAGGAGCGGGAUCGCGAACUUCUUGUGUGGAUGGAAGAUCUACCCAAGGAACUCGAUCUUGACGAAUACCGACUGGCGCGUUCUUUGGCUAGCCCUCUACCCGAGCAGAUGAGGCUUGGUGUUCAAAGUAUUAUCGUUCGGACAAGCUAUUACCACAUUCGCUUCACUCUGCACAGACCGUACGCCGCCGCCGCACACGAUGUACAGCGACGCUCGAGCAAGAAGAAAGGGAACAGCGUGAUGAGCGAGCACAUGUCACAGUCCUUGGAUACUGCUGUGAACGCCGCAGACAAACUGAUCCAACUUGUCGGACAAGCGCGUCCUGACCUCCUCGCUAACAACGCACUCGCUGUUCCUGGGCAUGUGCACUGGGGUCCUUUCCACUGUUUCAGCGCCGCCAUGUUUUUCUCAUUUCAGCUUAUCGCGAAUCCUGACCAGCCAGGUGCCAACCUCUUCCGCUCCAAUGUACAUCGUGUCAUGGACAUUCUCAAGAUGUCUAGCGGAGUUGCAAUCGCAGAUAAGGCCAUGGACAUGCUUACUGUUCUGGCACCUUUAUAUGAACCGGCGCCACCAGGCGAAUCGCCAGAACAACGCGAAGUGAAGAAAAAACAAGUGUUGGAUCGGGUCAAAGGGCUUGCAUUUCCUUAUCAUGACUCUCCCGCUUAUCCUCGAUCACACGUUGACUCACCUGGUCGUCGGGCACCAAUGGAUUCACCGUUGCAUUCCAGUUCUGUAUCACCGCCGUCAGCAUCUCAGAACAUGCCUUUGGUAGCACAAGCUGGCAUGCAGCCUCCCACUACUCAAUUACACCUGCCACAUAACAUGGGCGAAUCUUUGGGCACGCCAAUAGACGGACGCCCAUCACCAACGCAGCAUCACCCUUCAUAUGCACAAGCUGCCCCACAUGUGCAGCAGGCAGUACGUGGUGCUACGCCUCACAACACCCCACCAUCUUUGCACUUCACGCCCUCCCAUGUCUCUCAAUCACCUCAGUUCGGUUCUACCACGGGUGUACCGCAAUACGUGCCACAAUUACAUCAACCUCGACCACCUCCUCACCAGCCAUAUCCAGUGCAGCCGCCUGAAUAUGGGGAAGCGGCUUAUGUGCAAGGUGCAAACGAUUCGAUGUGGGGUGCUUCCGUUGGAUUUGGACAAGGAGAAUGGGUUCGAUUCUUGGAUGUCAUGGAGAGACCGGAUACCUCUUCGCACAUGUAAAUUCUCAUUUUUCUCUGUAGGAUAUUAGGAUCUCUGUUAUUUUAGAGCGUAUACCACUGCUGUGUUGCUUGUCUGCCUGUUCUCGUAUUGCUUGCCUCAUCUCGUUCGUCUCGUAUGUUUCGCUUUGCUUUAACGCUUUGUACUUGUGUAGUCUUCGUUCUUUGUCUUUGUUCCGUUCCUUUUCUCCACCCUUACUUACGACCGGCGAUUGAUGGAAUCAAAAAGGUGCUAAU